This is a messenger RNA of Crotalus tigris (Tiger rattlesnake), 1977 nucleotides long. RefSeq names its product sterol O-acyltransferase 2-like. Bases 133 to 1713 code for a protein of 526 amino acids. The record is from RefSeq and is a predicted model, not a curated record. Gene Ontology annotation, molecular function: fatty-acyl-CoA binding; cholesterol binding; cholesterol O-acyltransferase activity. Lineage: Eukaryota; Metazoa; Chordata; Lepidosauria; Squamata; Viperidae. Gene Ontology annotation, cellular component: endoplasmic reticulum membrane. Gene Ontology annotation, biological process: cholesterol metabolic process; cholesterol efflux. The transcript has 15 exons.
CUCUACUUGAUAAGUGUUGCCUUAUCUGUUCAAAGUUCUAACUCCAGAGGCUUUAAUUCUUUCCCUGGUGAGUUAGUUGUCCAACUGCUGGGCUAGAGUGUGAAACUAACCUAAGAAACUCUCAGAGCCAUCAUGGAAAUGAACACUGGAGGCAUGAGGCAAAGAAGCUCUCGGGAGCAGACCAGGGGAGAAGAGGAAACACAAUUACUCAAUGGAGAGGAUGAACACCUUGAGAAUGUCAUUGCCCACAGCCAAUGGAAGAGACAUCUGGAGGUAAUGAAGGUGAAUGUCCUGGAACAGGUACACAAUCAGCUGAGUGAUCUCUUGGACAAGACCUUGGAAGAAGCAGCUCAUUCCAUACCCUGGUAUUUGAGGGUGGCCCCAGCAAAGAAGCAAAGCAGAGAGAAAGGUCAGCUACUGAAGAAGAAAGUCUUUGUCCCUCAACAGUCAUUGUAUGACACGCUCAUGGAAGUGGAAGAUUUCUGCCCAAUCCGACACAUAUUUGUGGCCAUGCUCUGUAUCUUUGUGCUCAAACAAAUCAUUGGGGAUUCCAUCGACAAAGGACGUCUUGUUUGGGAUUUCGAUCUCAUUAUCAGUAGCUUUCGACAACUCCCCACAGCACUCUUUGCCUGGCUCUGCAUGUUCCUCUACACCUUAUGUGUGCCCUACCAGGCCCUGCAAAUAUGGUCAGGCUGCUUGAAGAUGACCAGGUUCCCCAACCUCUUGACAGUCACCUUGGUGGUGCUGGUGCUGCUCUGCCACACUGCAAUGCUGGGCUUCUUCCCCCUCUAUAUCCUUCUCUCCUGUGAUUUGGGAAUUGCCUCACGUUUUAUUGUCCUCUCUGAGCAGAUCCGGUUCCUGAUGAAAAGCCACUCAUUUCUGCGAGAAUCGAUGCCCCCUCUUCUCCAUGCCAGGGACCAAGUUGGGAAGAUAAGCCCUCCUGAAUUAUCAACCUACUUGUAUUUUCUCUUCUGCCCUACUUUGAUCUACAGAAAGAGCUAUCCAAGAGAUCCAUACAUCCGCUGGAGUUACGUCAUCCAAAAAUUGGUUGAGUUCCUGGCGAGUAUAUAUUUUGUGAAUUUCCUUAUGAAAUACUCCUUCAUUCCUGUGUCCAAAAACAUGCAUAAGCAGCCCUUCACCAUCAAAAUCCUGCUACUUUCCAUCUUUGAUUCAGUAGUACCUGGGAUAACUCUGGGAAUCAUGAUGCACUAUUUCUUCCUGCACUGCUGGCAAAACAUGUUUGCCGAGAUCCUGCGCUUUGCAGACCGUUCUUUCUACAAGGACUGCUGGAAUUCCAGAUCAUGCUCUGGAUUCUUUCGGACAUUGAAUGUGAUUGUACACGACUGGCUGUACUAUUAUAUUUAUCAAGAUAUUCUGCGGCUGUUUGGAGGGAGAGCCCGAGGUGGAGCUAUGCUGAUUGUCUUCCUUCUCUCAGCGGUUGUCCAUGAAUACCUACUCACCUUGGCCUUUAGCAUGUUCUUUCCUGUCAUGUUUGUGCUAUUUACCACGAUUGGAGUGUUGCUUAACUUUGUUCUAAAUGAUAAGAGAAAAAACCCUCUCUGGAACAUCAUCAUAUGGAUAGGCCUCAUUUUGGGCACAACGACCGUUUUCUCAUUAUACAGCCAAGAGUGGUUUGCACGUGCCCACUGUCCACUCAAGGAGAAGACCUUCUGGCGGCUAGUGACUCCACGUUCCUGGUCUUGCCACCAAUAAGCAGCUAUUUCCAGCCUACCCUAUCCUACUUUGCUUUAGAAAUGACUUCUGACAAAGAUAACACAUUACUCUGCUGCUUUGGCAAGAGGACUCUCAGCACAUCAGGCGUCUCUUCCACUCCCUCCAUGAAAAGCUGUAUUUGGCAAUUCCUCACCUGAGGGUGCUAAAAUUUGGUUUGCAGGUUCAAAGGCUCUCACCUAAUGGAGACAAAGAAAUGUAGCAUUUAACAAAAUAUCUAUAAAGAUCCAAGCUGUGUCAAGUCCA